CCCAACUUUCUCUCCACUUUUUUCUUUCAAGUUUGAAUAUCUUACUACAGUCUUUUUCUAAUUUGUUUUUAAAAAAAAAUCAACCAUACACAUUCAUCAAAUCCAUAUUCAUGCAGCUGUUACAUUAUAUUAAAUCCUUACUCCCUUUUUGAGUGUGUGUGUAUGUGCUUAAUUAUAUUCCCUCAUCUCCAUCUCAAUCUCAAUCAUGUUUCCACUUUGAUUCUGAUCUAUCUGGAUAUCACAAUUCUAUAUUCAUGUCCCUUUUGAUCAAAGAUAAUUAGCUUCAAACUUAAAUGAAGAUCAGCAAAAGUCAUCUGAGUCUCCAUCGUCGUUCUUGAUUUUUUGUCUCUGGCAAUGGGAUCUACAAAUCUUGGUCUCAUUACCAUUGUAUUCUUCUUCUACGUCAUCUCUAAUUUACAAUCGAUGGUUCAUUGCAUUAACAACAUUCAAGAAUUGGACGAUCAGAUCCGUUCGUAUGCAGCUCGCGCCAAUAAAGGAAGACACACAGGCUCCUUGUACGAACUUUCACUUCCUGCGGAUCUAACCGACGUCAAAGCAUAUGUUGUCACGGUCCGUAACAGCAUGUUCUGGAGAAAAGGAGCAAAUUUUAGUGGAGUCUACGUUCCGCCCAUGGUCAAAACGAUGCCGUACGCUAAGAGGAUAGCUUUCGUCUACGAGACUCUCGGUGAUCACUCUUCGUCGGUUUACUUCCGGUUACCUGAUAAUUACUCUUUUAUUUCACCGGUUAUUGGAUUCACAGCAUACGACGCGACAAACACGAACGAUCUCAAAAGAUUGAAUCUUUCUAUCGAAGGAGACAAUCCAAUAACGAUCAAAUUUGAUCCUUACGUUCCACGUCAUCAGAGAAGAGAAAUCAAAUGCGUCGCCUUGGGAGACAGCGAGUCAUUGAGUUUCAGCAAUACGUCAAUGAAUUACAGUUGUGCCACUACUAAUUCUCAUGGCCAUUACGCGCUUGUUGUGGCUCUAAACCAAAAACACAACACGAGAUCAAAACUAGAUUUGGCUCGGAGAAAGUGGUGGUGGAUUGCUUUAACCAUCAUAGGAAUCUCGGUUUUGCUUUUUGUGGUGAUCGUUGGUGUGGUGAAGUUAGUGAGGAAGAAGAGGUUCAGAGAGAUGGAAAGAGAGUCUGAGAAGAGUGAGAUGGUCGGAAACAUUUGGAUUGGUCAAAGUAGAAUGCCGGCGGCAACGAUGGUGAGAACUCAGCCGUGUUUGGAAUAUCAUGAAGAUUUUCCUUCUUCAAAUAUACCUUGAAUUUUUGUAGUUUCUUGUCGGAAAAUUAAUUACCUUUGGCUUGGCUCUGUACAGUGAGUUAACAACAUUCAAAGUUUCCAUUUUAGUAACUUUCCAAGUUUGAUACGUUUUGCUUAUAUGCAUGAGUGAUUCGUUUUUCAGUCUCUGUUCUCAAUUCUUAUGCAUGACUUUUGGUUUUAAGUAGAAUAAAAAAUAAUAAACUGA
This is a messenger RNA of Raphanus sativus (radish), 1476 nucleotides long. RefSeq lists its product as uncharacterized. The record is from RefSeq and is a predicted model, not a curated record. NCBI's taxonomy places the organism in Eukaryota, Viridiplantae, Streptophyta, Magnoliopsida, Brassicales, Brassicaceae. Gene Ontology annotation, cellular component: membrane. The transcript has a single exon. The coding region runs from base 355 to 1272 and encodes 305 amino acids.